Molecule: messenger RNA, 907 nt
Organism: Serpula lacrymans var. lacrymans S7.9
Lineage: Eukaryota; Fungi; Basidiomycota; Agaricomycetes; Boletales; Serpulaceae
Exons: 1
Coding region: 366-590 (74 amino acids)
Source: RefSeq, a predicted model, not a curated record
GAAAGUGGCUGUACUAGUACCAGCAUAUAUCGCAAGGUUUGGCUAAUUCAGAACUAUGAUGGUAUCUCAUCAAUGGCUAGAGUGCUGAAACGAUAUAGUUCCGGACAGUGUUACACGGGUCACGGUGAGUAUAUCAUCUUCAAGCUUCAACCAUGAAGAAUUUGAUGAUCAUCAUGAUACAGGCAGAAACUGCAUGCCAGCGUUCCUGGGAUAUUCGUAACUGAAUGGCGGCGAUUUCACUGUCGAGGGGAACAAAGUAAAAGCUCAACUUCGUCAUAUCAUCGCACUCCUAUUUCGUCAACUUCUUAAGUAUUCCAUUGCAAAAGCUGAAUUUACGGUAUUAUUGUUUCCCCAAGCAGGCGGAAAUGACGAGGGCGCAAGGAACAGUCUUGUCCCAUGACCAGACGGAUAUUACUGGUGGGCAUAACUUCGUGAACGUAGGUUUCAUAUCUGCAGUUUCUUUGGGUAGCGGCGAUCUCUGUUUGGCGCCGUUCAACCUUUUGCUUCACUUCAUGAGUCAAUUCCGGGCAAGACGCCGCCAUCUGUCAGUUCACACAAUAUUCCAGUACUGUGGAUUCGGGCCUAGUUGAAGGAAGCCCAGCUGAGCUAGUAUAUGGAGGAAGUUCUAAUCAAUCAAGUUACAGGAUUCCAUUCAUAGGUUUCUCCCGUCUUCUAGGAUGUCGCACUUCCCCCCUUUGGAUAUAUGUAUUCUCCCGGCAGUACACUUUCUCCCCGAAUGUUAUCAAAAGUCCAUGACAGGUACGUACCACCCGCCAAAUUCUGACGCUAACAAUUCAUGAAUUCAUGAAGCGCGCGCCAGCUUGAUAUGAUAACCACGCUCUAAUAGGGUCUUCGCUGUAACAACAACGGUAUUAAUGCAUUACUGUCACAAGGUCAGUAUAUAUAG